GUGGCGUGAAUGUCAAACCCAUACCGUAGUUCGUCAGCCAGCGGUAGUUCAUCGCCCCCGUCUGAGACGCCUUCCAACAAUACUUCUCCUGCCAACGUCUCCGCCCCCCUCUGGCAAUCCAAAUCUUCGGAUGAAGCAGAUUCCCAUAGUACACAUUCACGAGAAACUCCAAACAGAAUGCCAGUAGAUUUACCUCGUGCAAGCUUGACAGGCAGGGGGGGAUGCUGGUGCGCACCACUUCUUCCCAGACCGUUCCAUUUGCUAACGCAUCCAUUCCAAUUUCCAAUCGUAGGACAUGUCGCCUCCGAAGAAAGAAAUGUGACGAACAACGAGAGGCCAACUCCUGUCAUACCUGUAAACGCUUGAGAAUAGAUUGUCUCGGAUGGGGAUCAAGACGCCCAGAAUGGAUGCGCGACAAGAAAGCCGUCGAAGAUUACAAGGCUGGCAUCAAAGCUCAGCUAACACGGGCUGGCCUCAUUCGUGGUCAGCCAAAAUCAUCGAUAUUGCAAGCCAGUUCAGCGGGUCCAUCAUCUACGCCAGCUUCUUCAUCCUCCGUGUUCCCUUCACGACAGUUUCAACCAUCUGCAACUUCUUCGGCGUCUUCUCGAGUCAACGAUUUGGGAAUGCCAGCGUAUGUCGAUUCAUUGAGCGACCCAACCGGAAUGUCCGUUUUUGGUGCGUUUUUUGUCAUAAGAGAAAUCAACCUUAUAGCGACUGACACCCCAUCCUCAGGUUCAACAUUGAACUCACCUCAGAUCAUUUCUGUUCCCUCUGUACACGAGAGAUGGGAGCUUUCAGCGUUCAAACCACAAUUCCCCCUUCAGCCCUUCCGGCUCUCUUCCCUCAGACACAUCGCCCGUGUCAGAAUUGCACUUUAAUCCUGACUUCGACACCGCCACCCAAGACCUGUAUAACUCUCCAAUGUUAUCGAUACCAGACGAUGGCUUGCAAAUGGAGCACAUUUUCUAUUACUUCGAGCAUGUUCGGCAGUUGCAGUAUGCGUUUGCUGGCAAUUCUGUAGCAAAUACAACAUAUUCACUUGUAUUGAAACAUCCACAGGGCUCCGUGGCAAAUGCUAUUUCCGCAUUGGCAUCAUUGCACUUCAGUUUAAUUCGUAUCGCCCACGGCUUUCGAGGCGCCAAACCCCACCCUGGAGCACUCACCGGCAAUCCGAUUU
Suillus fuscotomentosus is the source of this 1177-nucleotide messenger RNA. RefSeq lists its product as uncharacterized. Bases 222 to 878 code for a protein of 218 amino acids. The transcript has 4 exons. Gene Ontology annotation, biological process: regulation of DNA-templated transcription. Gene Ontology annotation, molecular function: zinc ion binding; DNA-binding transcription factor activity, RNA polymerase II-specific. Lineage: Eukaryota; Fungi; Basidiomycota; Agaricomycetes; Boletales; Suillaceae. The record is from RefSeq and is a predicted model, not a curated record.